This is a messenger RNA of Brassica oleracea var. oleracea, 683 nucleotides long. Its product is annotated as cytochrome c oxidase assembly factor 5. The record is from RefSeq and is a predicted model, not a curated record. The coding region runs from base 194 to 409 and encodes 71 amino acids. NCBI's taxonomy places the organism in Eukaryota, Viridiplantae, Streptophyta, Magnoliopsida, Brassicales, Brassicaceae. Gene Ontology annotation, biological process: mitochondrial respiratory chain complex IV assembly. Gene Ontology annotation, cellular component: mitochondrion. The transcript is spliced from 4 exons.
AUUUGGUCAAAUAUAGAAGAAUACUUCGGUUUCUAGUCGGUUAAUAGAAAAUUUAACAAACGGAACCAAAAAGGACCCGACGGAGAAGCGAAGCAGUCAUUCUUCUGCAAAGCCAAAACUGAAGAACCCUUGGGUCUUCUUCGGCGUUGAUCCGUCUCUCAGUCUCUGUCGCCUGGAAGUUGGAACAGUUAAAAUGGCCAAGUCUUGUAAGGGUCUUGCUGAGGAGCUUGUCAAGUGUCUCAGUGAAUCGACGUGUGUCAAGGACGAGAAACGGUCAAUUAGGGACUGCGCUGGUGAGAAAAGCCCAUGUAUACCGAGUGAAUGUGUUGGCCUACGCGAAACCUACUUCAAUUGUAAAAGAGGACAGGUAGACAUGAGAGCAAGGAUUCGAGGAAACAAAGGCUACUAACACAAGAGACAUAUACUGAGCACCUGCUUGUUCAAUACUGCGUUUUCACUUUGUUACUUUUGUCUUCUUUUGAUCAAUUCCUUUGGUUUCUGAACGAUACUAAAGGGGACACAGUGCAGGGUCUUACAAUACUUGCCAUGUCAAUAUAUCAAGUUAGGCUUGUUCCUAUCCUCAAACUUUAUUUCUUUUUCUUUAUAAAAGGUGUAUUACAUUUACAAUGGACCUGAUGCACUUGAAUGUCUUCAUGUAGCUUAAAGAAAGAGUAACAAUGCAA